AUGCAUCUGCCCGAAGCAGGCACAAUCAAAUUGCCCGGGAGGGCGAGAGACAGCAUCUACGGGCCCGUUGGGGCUGCACGGAAUGCUGCACAAAUUCAAGGUCGGAAGCCAGCGAUCGAGAUCAGCCGGCUCAGUUGUCGAGACGAGGAAAAAGGGAAGGAUCAAAGAAAUCUCGGCGAAGCCGCGCCGUCCGCUCAAAUGGGAAUUCGCGGCCGCUGGCAGCACGCCGGGCUCGCACAUGCUGAAGGCAUUGGAUAG
Messenger RNA from Penicillium macrosclerotiorum, 258 nucleotides. RefSeq lists its product as uncharacterized. NCBI's taxonomy places the organism in Eukaryota, Fungi, Ascomycota, Eurotiomycetes, Eurotiales, Aspergillaceae. The transcript has a single exon. The coding region runs from base 1 to 258 and encodes 85 amino acids. The record is from RefSeq and is a predicted model, not a curated record.